AUGACUAUCCGCAAACAAUACCCGUCUCGCAACUACGAGACAUUCCCUGACGACAAUGACGAUAGCAACACCCAGUCUCCCACGUCCUACCAGCGUGGAGGGGAUGCAGACAAAUCCCGAUCCGCUGCGGCCGAAGCCCAACGACUUGGGUCUCAAGGCUCAUGGGCCGACAACUUUGCUGGCGGCACUCCAGCUACCAACAGAACUCCAACCGCCUCAACUGUCGACGGUGACGAAGUGAGGGAUCUGAGAUAUCCGCCGCACCUUUCAUCAGACGGGGAUCCGUCGGAUCCACCCCCAGUCUACACCCCCUCCGCCAGCACCCAAGUUGGAUCUCAAUCGCCUGCAGCACCAGCCUCCCCCGUGGCUGCGAGACCGAAUCUAUCUCCAGUACCAGAGCCAACCAUGAUGAAGAGGAGGGUCCAUCGUCUUUGCCCGAAACUGUCCCGCAUGAUCAUCACUCUCGACACCAUCACCAUCAUCUCUACCACCACCAUCAUGAUCAUCACCAGCACGAAGAGGAUGCAGACUCAGAUAGCCUCCCCGUGUUCCUGCAACAGCAUCCACGCCACAAGAGAACAUGGUGUCGGACACCUGGAAAAGCGCGAGGCUGCGGUGGUCGCGGCCGCGGCCGCGGAUGGACGGUACCAGCUCCCGAGCUUUGGCUCACGCCCAUCUCAGACACCCUGGCCUCCUCCAAAACGUGAGCAUCGUGAGCAUGAGACCUUCCGCUCUAUCAGUGGUACCUACCAGCUUUACGAUCUGCUCGAUCUUUCCACCACAGCUGGCAGCGUCGCGGUUACCGUCGAGGUUCAACCAGGAGAUAAACCAGCAGUCCUUCGUCUGUCCACCACGGCAGGGAGCGUAAACGUGAAAAUGAUAUCCGGAGGCGGUUUCUUCACGAAACCCACCAUCCCAGACGCUGCGAAGUCAAGGACGCUGAUGACGGAGAUCUCUACGGGCGCGGGCAGCAUCUCCGGAAACGUGGUGCACGGCAACGGCGGAUCGACUUCCGUCUCCACGAAUGCGGGAUCCAUCUCGUUGACCAUAUUUGCUGUCGGCGUCUCCGAGAUGGAUCCCCAAUCGAACAUUUCUACUAUCUCCAACCAAGGCAGCCAGCAUAUCAAGGUUGUCCCGAGCUUGGGCUCGACUGAGGCGAUCCGUGCCAUCGAAGCCGUCCACACUGUACGGGGUAGUGGAAGUAUGAAUAUUGCCUAUCCGCCUCAGUGGGAGGGUAUGGUUCACCUUUCGACUUAUGGGAUGGGGAGUAUUGGCGCCAGCGGAAAUGGACUGGUGGUGCGAAAAGAGAGCAGUCACGAGGUGUACGGGUAUAGAGGUGCGACGCAGGGAAGGAAGGUCGAGAUCUCAGAGCUCGGAAAUGGAAGCCUGAAGUUUUCGUGUUGA
Cladophialophora psammophila CBS 110553 is the source of this 1404-nucleotide messenger RNA. RefSeq lists its product as uncharacterized. The coding region runs from base 1 to 1404 and encodes 467 amino acids. NCBI's taxonomy places the organism in Eukaryota, Fungi, Ascomycota, Eurotiomycetes, Chaetothyriales, Herpotrichiellaceae. The transcript is spliced from 3 exons. The record is from RefSeq and is a predicted model, not a curated record.